Messenger RNA from Etheostoma cragini (Arkansas darter), 434 nucleotides. It is a transcript of the gene rps29, whose product is annotated as ribosomal protein S29. Gene Ontology annotation, cellular component: cytosolic small ribosomal subunit; ribosome. The coding region runs from base 167 to 337 and encodes 56 amino acids. The transcript is spliced from 3 exons. Gene Ontology annotation, biological process: translation. NCBI's taxonomy places the organism in Eukaryota, Metazoa, Chordata, Actinopteri, Perciformes, Percidae. The record is from RefSeq and is a predicted model, not a curated record. Gene Ontology annotation, molecular function: structural constituent of ribosome; zinc ion binding.
UGUAACGCCAUCUUCAGGCUGUCCGGGCUCCAUGUCGCAGUGUCCUCCUCUCUACCACUAGACGGCGCUACACAAUAACGCCAUAGACGGAAACACAUCUAAAAUCUUCAUUUGCGCACGCGCAACCUUCGUUCUUCCUUUCCGACGCUCGAGCGAGAGAGACAAGAUGGGCCAUCAGCAGCUCUAUUGGAGUCACCCCAGAAAAUUCGGACAGGGAUCCCGAUCCUGCCGAGUAUGCUCGAACAGACAUGGUCUGAUCCGUAAAUACGGGCUCAACAUGUGCCGCCAGUGCUUCAGGCAGUACGCUAAAGACAUCGGCUUCGUCAAGCUGGACUAAAUGUCACGUCCUCGGAUGGGUCCAGUGAUCUCUGGAAAGCUGGCCAAGAUGGGAUAAUUCAGCACUGCAAAUAAAUGUGUUUUUUUGUCCAAGCUAA